Molecule: messenger RNA, 3128 nt
Organism: Temnothorax curvispinosus
Lineage: Eukaryota; Metazoa; Arthropoda; Insecta; Hymenoptera; Formicidae
Gene: MED25
Product: mediator of RNA polymerase II transcription subunit 25
Exons: 15
Coding region: 292-2979 (895 amino acids)
Biological process (GO): positive regulation of transcription by RNA polymerase II
Cellular component (GO): transcription regulator complex; mediator complex
Source: RefSeq, a predicted model, not a curated record
UCCUAUUUUUUUAAGAUGUAAAUGUACGCGAUUGGUCGAGUUCCAAUUCUUGGAUUCGUAAUCUUCACAAUCGCGCAGUCCGCUGUCCGCUACGAGCUUGACGUGUCUUUAGUUGUGUGAGCGCAGAUUCUGUCAGUGGGAGAAGGAAAACAAAACUUGCUCUUACGAUUCACAUUUUUACACACGCACUGGCAGACAAGCGUAUUUUUUGAACUUGUACACUUUAAUUGUACGUAGGUUUGUAAGAAGAGAGAGAAAUUCGUCCUCUUAAAAAACGUUAUUUUGGGUUCUAUGAGUUUAGGAAGCGUGUCUAGGACAAUGGUGACAGGACCAACUGAGCAUGGAAUACAAGCUGAUGUUAUAUUUGUCAUCGAGGGAACAGCCGUCAACGGCGCGUACCUCAAUGAUCUUAAAACGAAUUACGUUAUUCCUACAUUGGAAUAUUUCAGUCAAGGUGGGAUAGAAGACAGGGAAUAUGUUUCCGAGCAAAAUAGCACAACGUUGUAUGGAAUAGUUGUUUACCAUGCCGCUGAUUGCUUACCAUCUCCAUGCACGGAGACUCUUGGACCUUAUUCGAAUCCUCACAAGCUACUGAUGGUUCUAGACAAGCUUGAAAUGGUUGGCGGAAAGGGGGAGUCAUUUGCGAACAUAGGCGAAGGUCUUGCAACAGGAUUACAGUGUUUUGAAGACUUACAGCUGAGACGAGAGCCAAAUACAGCUUCGCAGAAACAUUGUAUUUUGAUAUGUAACUCGCCCCCGUACCAAACUAUGAUUCAAGAAACUUACAAAUUCGCUGGUCAUACCAUCGAACAAUUAGCUGCCGUUUACCAAGAGAGGAGUAUUAACAUCUCUAUAUUAUCACCAAGGAAAAUUCCGGCAUUGUAUAAACUAUUUGAGAAAGCUGGCGGUGAUUUACAGUCCUCGCAAACGAAGAAUUAUGCCAAGGAUCCACGGCAUUUGGUGCUUUUGCGAAAUUACAACUUAAAGGAGCGACCUGUCAGUCCCCAAAUGGGUGGUAACGUUCACAAUACCGCAGCUACCGCGGCACAAAUACCCCUGAGUCCGCUGCAAAGCAACGACAGUCCGAACACUAAUCAAGUGCAGCAGAAUAUCGCCCCGCCGAAUCAGCAGCAGGGUCCUCCUUUCAGAAACCAAGCCCCCCCUCAGAAUCUUAACUCUGUGCAUCAGACCGUAACGCCGUCCAUGGCGGCACCGAUAAACGCCACGCGGCCGCCUUACAAUCCUCAGAUAGCCGCACCACCAAAUUAUCAUCCAGGAGGAGUAAACAUAGCUACGAGGCCCAGAUGGAUGCGGCCGUUCAUAGCACCGGGUGCGACCGCGUCUGCAAAUACGCAAAACAGUGCGCUAAUAGCACAACUGACACAACCGUCUUCGUCGUUAGGACUCAAUGUAGCUGCGUUUAGUCAACGGUUAGAUGUAGCUGGCAAUAACGUUAUGGCAGCUAAUCAGCAGCAACAACAGCAACAACUCACGCAGCAACAGCAACAACUGCGCUUGACGAUGCAGUUGCAGCAGCAACAGCAGCAGCAGCAGCAGCAGCAGCAACAGCAGCAAAAUGUUCAGCAAGCUACUAUGUCUAUGGCCGCUCAACCAACUCACAGCCAACCGGGAUCUCAACUUGCUACGUCGUGUAUCAGCCAGUCUGUACCUACUCAAGUACCACAGACUGUUACAGCUUCGCAGCAAGCACCAGUUUCAGUAUCAAUAACGCAUUCUCAAGCACAAGGCAACGUAUCUACUGGUACUGUACAAAGUCAACAACUCGUGCCACGCGAGCGCCAGAACAUCUGGCAGGGUAUCGUGGAAUGGAUCGAGAAGGCCAAAAAUCCCACAGAUGCCCAAAAGCAAACGAGACACGUUCCAUGUCAGGUCUCGGCUAAUGCGAAAGACGGAGAUCCAGAACUGAAAGCAGACACGUGGCCGCCAAAACUGAUAAUGCAACUGAUGCCGAAACAACUGAUAGGAAGUAUUGGUGGUACCUAUCUGAAGAAUUCUAAAUCCGUUGUAUUUCACCCAACGCCGUGCGAAGCAUUGGAAUCUUUAACGAAAAUGAUGACUGCUGGAUUUGCAGGUUGUGUUCACUUCACUUCUGCGGCAUCAAGUCCAGCUUGUGAAAUAAAAGUACUUAUACUUUUAUAUACUACGGACAAGAAAACGUAUCUAGGUUUUAUCCCAAACGAUCAAACAGCUUUUGUAGAUCGCCUUCGCAAGGUUAUACAACAGCAGAAAACAUCUCAAAACGCGUCUGUAAGACAAGCUAAUCCUGGACCGGGCAAUACGAUUCCCGCACCGAUGCCUACCACAGGUACACAGGGGGGUAUUCUUAUGUCCCAAACGAAUACUAUGGCGAUGGGAGGUGGCCAAAUAACACAGAAUGUUGUGUCCACCGCUCCUCCGCAAACUUUAACUUCGACCAGUGGUCCACAGACUCAAAUGAAUAUGCAGAAUAGCGGAAUCAGCGGUCCGCAAGCAAACGCUGGAGCUGGAGGUAUGAUCGGUCAACAACGACCUCAAUUUGACGAUCUAGAGAUCGCCAGGCAUCAAAAUUUGUUGAAGAUCCAACAUCUGAGACAAACGUUAGAAGCUGCACAACAACAAGAGGCGCAGUAUAAGUCUCAAUUGGAAGUGAAUAUUCAACAAAAUCUAGAAGUGGCACAACAGCAAGAAAUGCAGUACAAGCAACAACUUGAGGCACAACAGGCACAGAGAGGCCUCAAUCAGGCCGCUAUGGCUAACCAACAGGCGGGCUCUCAAAGAUUGAUGCGUCCAGUUUCCAAUAAUCUUGGUCUCAGACAUUUAUUACAACAGCCGCAACCACAGUACAGCGUUCGGCAAGUAUUCGGAGUGCAACAGCAAAUGGUAGGACCGAGAGGGCAGAUAGCAACGAGACCAAUGGCACCUGGUAAUGCACAAAAUCAGCAAUUUGAGGAUGUAUCGAAUUAUGACUUCCUCGGUUAAAAGACGUAAAUAAGCGUUUUCUUUUUUAAGUUUACUUUAUUCGUACACAUACGCGUAUGCAUGUAUACAACGAUGUGUAGAAGGAAAUACACGAGAGCAUAACGAUUUUAAUUUUGUAUAUUUGUGAGAAUAAAUAACACUUGUACAUA